AUGUCGGACGAUCUUUCUUAUUCAAACCCCGAAGAAGAGUCAGAAAUAAAAUUUCAUUAUGUAUUACGUACUUCAUUAAUUCCAAGAAGACGUUUAUUUUGGGAUUUAAUGGCAAAAUUAACUAUACCAUUAAGUUUAUCAUUUAUUGUGUUAUUUUUUUUAUUUGAUUAUUAUGUUGAAUGUAAUUCCGAUGUUUGUUCUGCAUUGGAUUCUUACCAUUCAUCGGUAUUUACAUGUUGUGGUGAUUUUGAUGCGGAUAGUUGUGGAACAAUAAUCCAUGAUUGUGCUGCUAUUAGUGAUUUAGCGUCAUUUUUUAGUGUAAAUUUAACAUCUGAUGAAAGAAACGUUGUACGUGAAUUGUUCAAAGUUGAGGACUUAUAUAAAAGCACUCAAAAUCAAACAUUUAAUUUUUUUUUUAUUUAA
Didymodactylos carnosus is the source of this 423-nucleotide messenger RNA. The record is from the annotation of a GenBank genome assembly. NCBI's taxonomy places the organism in Eukaryota, Metazoa, Rotifera, Eurotatoria, Philodinida, Philodinidae.